Messenger RNA from Pedinophyceae sp. YPF-701, 1242 nucleotides. NCBI's taxonomy places the organism in Eukaryota, Viridiplantae, Chlorophyta, Pedinophyceae. The record is from the annotation of a GenBank genome assembly.
AUGGCGUCCCAAAUGACCGCUGGCUCAGCGACGCGAGCGGGGCCCGCAACGCGCUCCACAGACGCGCACUGCCCCCCUGCCGCGCCCUCAGUCCUCGGACGCCUGAUUCCCCGCCGCAAGCUCGAGCGCCGUAGCGUCCAGGCGUCCGCGCAGCCGCGCAGGCGCUACGCCCCCACCAUCGCCCAGUCCGUGGCUGGCCCCGUCGAGGCGUCGGUCGCAGCCCACGACGCGCUGCACGCGGCCACGGCGCCGCUCGGCGAGCUCGGGUUCCCCAUGAACUUCGACGAGAAGUUCGAGACGCUCCGCCUCAUCGGCCGCGGCUCCUUCGGCGACGUCUGGCUCGUCCGCGAGAUCGCCCACGGGGACCUUUACGCCGUCAAAGCGCUGCCCAAGGCCCGGGAUCGCGUGCCGCGGUCGCGCGUCCUCGACAAGGUCUCGCGCGAGGCCGGGAUCCACGCGGCGGUCACGCAGGACUGCCCGCACAUCAGCGACCUGUACGGGGUGUACGAGGACACGACGCACGUGCUGCUGGUGAUGGAGCACCUGUCAGGGGGGACUCUCGCGCAGUUCGUGCCGCGGGUGGGCAGCCUGCGCCCGCCCGCGCAGCUCACGGAGCGGCAGCUCGCGUUCGCGCUGCACGACGCGCUCGCCGCGCUCGCGCGGUGCCACGCCACGGGGGUGUAUUACGGCGACGUCAAGCCGAGCAACCUGAUGCUCGCGACGGCGCGGCCGGGCGCGGCGGGCGGCCUGCCGAGCGAGGAGCGCGACACGAUGGUCGGCCCGCGCCCGGGCGGGCUCUUCGUGAAGCUGGUGGACUUUGGCUGCUCACAGUGGUGCGCGCCCGACACACCGCUGACGAAGCGGACCGGGACGCCCGUGUACAUCGCGCCGGAGGUGUUCAUGCGGAAGUACGACCUCCCCGCGGACAUCUGGUCGCUGGGCAUGGUGGCGUACCACCUCGCGAGCGGCGCGCUGCCGUUCUGGGAGGACCUGACUGGACUGACGUCAAGCUCGGUGGUGUCGGGCAUCAUGGGCGGCACGGUCGACUUCGACGAGCCCGGCUGGGCCGGCGUGUCGAGCGAGUGCAAGGACUUCAUCGCGACGCUGCUGCGGCGGGAGGCGGGCGACCGUCCGACGGCGGCGCAGGCGCUGGCCCACCCGUGGCUGCGCGAGAUGACGCAGGUGGACGACGACGUCGUCGCGCUGGACCUCGACCUGCCGCUCGAGAUGGCGCUCUUCUGA